Molecule: messenger RNA, 1418 nt
Organism: Gopherus flavomarginatus (Mexican gopher tortoise)
Lineage: Eukaryota; Metazoa; Chordata; Testudines; Testudinidae
Gene: TNFAIP8L1
Product: TNF alpha induced protein 8 like 1
Exons: 2
Coding region: 558-1133 (191 amino acids)
Biological process (GO): regulation of apoptotic process; negative regulation of TOR signaling
Cellular component (GO): cytoplasm
Source: RefSeq, a predicted model, not a curated record
UUGUUUGUUUUUUAGAGGUGUUUUCAAACUCCAGCAGAGCUGGAAGCAUGAGUGACAGGAAGGAAAUCUGCUGGUUUAUUUCCAUUUCAAACUUGGGCUGGGGCAAAACUGUCUCUUCCUCUGUCGGCUGAUAAAGCAGUGCCACGGCGAACAAUGGAAUGAGUAGGAGGCUCUGCCUGACGGGCUCGUCUGAGCAGGAAAAUGUCUCAUUCGAGGGAAAUCUCCAGUUGCUCGUUAAACAGCAGCGUCUGCCCAAUGGGAAGUGAGCCAUGUGUCAGGGGAGCAUGUUGAGAGGAUAGUAACAGAUUAGCAGGAGAGAGGGGUUCGGCACGGAGGGAAGGCGUAGAAAUUAAUUAAUUCAUUCCCCAAGUCCGGGGUGAUGCUGCAGAGCCUCCUGGCAUGCAGUGAUCUUAGAACUGGCUGAAUCAGGAGCAGCACAGCUCUCUGGAGAGAUUAGACUGGCACUGGAGAGACCUGAGUUCCUGGCUCUGCAGUUGGUUGGCGGGGUGACCUGAGGCAGAUUGUUCCCUGAGACGCAAGGGAAAUGAGCAACAGAAAUGAGAAGAGAGAAGAUGGACACCUUCAGCACCAAGAACUUGGUUCUGCAAGCUCAGAAAAAGCUCCUGAGCAAGAUGGCCUCAAAGACCAUGGCAAACAUCUUCAUUGAUGACACCAGCAGCGAGGUUCUGGAUGAGCUGUACCGGGUCACCAAGGAGUUCACCCACAACCGCAAGGAGGCCCAGAAGAUCAUCAAGAACCUGAUCAAGAUCGUCAUGAAGCUGGGGGUACUGUACCGCAAUCGGCAGUUCACCGCUGAUGAGCUGCGGCUGAUGGAGCACUUCCGCAAGAAAGUGCACACCCUGGCCAUGACCGCCGUCAGCUUCUACCAGAUAGACUUCACCUUCGACCGCAGGGUCAUGUCCAGCGUGCUGAACGAGUGCCGUGAUCUGCUCCACCAGGCUGUCAACACCCACCUGACAGCCAAGUCCCACUCCAGGAUCAAUCACGUCUUCAACCACUUUGCGGACUAUGAGUUCCUGUCGGCCUUGUAUGGACCUUCUGAACCCUACCGCAGCCACCUGCAGAGGAUCUGCGAAGGGGUCAGCAAAAUGCUGGAUGAGGACAACAUAUGAACCAGCAAAGACAAGGCCUGAGAGCAAACGUUUGGCUCUUUGCCUGACUCUCCAGGCUGCAUUCUGGUAUCCAUGAAUUCAACAGCAAGACAUCUGUUUUCAGUGGGGUCAGGUCUUCUCGCUCGCUCUUCCUCCAUGGUGCUGAAUGUCUUACUCUUUCCUUUUUUUCCUCAUGAAAACCAAGGACCCUUCACUUUCUGUCUAAAGGAGGUUGCAAUUUGCUGCUUGUCUUGGUAGCUGGAAUCUCUUCACCUCACUUUAGCUCCCUAAUGAAAUAAAAAUGAG